Musca vetustissima is the source of this 1632-nucleotide messenger RNA. It is a transcript of the gene ric8a, whose product is annotated as synembryn. Gene Ontology annotation, cellular component: cytoplasm. Bases 1 to 1632 code for a protein of 543 amino acids. The record is from RefSeq and is a predicted model, not a curated record. Gene Ontology annotation, biological process: G protein-coupled receptor signaling pathway. Gene Ontology annotation, molecular function: G-protein alpha-subunit binding; guanyl-nucleotide exchange factor activity. The transcript is spliced from 2 exons. Lineage: Eukaryota; Metazoa; Arthropoda; Insecta; Diptera; Muscidae.
AUGGAGGCGAAACAACUUAAAGCUCUGCUCGACAAAGACACUGAAGAAUUUCCAAAGGUUUUGCGAAAAUUCAACGAAGAGAAUGCCAAUCUAUUUCAAUUCGAGAAAUUCCAUAAAAAUGGUUUGUGGCUGGAUUUGUGGAAAGCGGUAUUCGGUAUAUUGAACGAUGAUGGUCUAGAGAAGUACCAUACUGUGUGCUUGAGCACGAUACGAAUAUUGUCACGCGAUGAAAGUAGUCUUUUAAAGAAUAACAUUGUUCCUGAUAUUGGUUGCCUCCUUAAAUUGGCCCAUUUGGUAGCGGGUAGCACUACAUUGGCUGCCACCACACCCGAUGCCAUUGAUCAAAGCUUUAACGCAGAUAUAGUUGUGGAAGCACUGAAAUGCCUCUGCAAUUUGGUGUUCCAAAAUGCGGAAGUUCGAAAGGAGUGCAUACGUCAAAAUGUGGCCGAUCUCAUUUUCCAGCGCUUGUCAUCGUCAACGCAAACCGAGUCAUCCAUAGAGCUAUUUGAUAUGAAAUUAUUGUUCCUCAUAACGGCACUGGACACAACGGUCCGUAGUAGAGUUUUAAUAGAGCUAAACGGCCUGACAUACCUGACUGAACUCUUGGAUGAGAAAUUCCGCGUUACCUCUGAAUUCAGUGACCAACAGUUUGAUAUUGCCAUUGAGUUGCUCAAGGUAAUGUUCAAUAUAACGUCGAGCAGUGACAAAAGCCCUAGUGAAAACGAAAUUCAGAGCCUACAUCUGACAAGUGUGAUUCGUGAAAUACUGAUACGUUUUGGCGAAAUGAAAAGGGAACGUGAACGUCUCGUUAUUGCCCAUUCCAUUGAUCUCUUGACCAAUAUAUCCAGCAGUUGCCUUAGUGAGCUGAUUGUGAAAUGUGAUAGUACUGCAAAGACAUCGGAGAAGCGUACCAUAUUCGAGAGUCGUAACGUAAGCGCCCUCAAAACUAUUCUAAGCUAUCUCCACUACACAUUGGAGGAAAAUGAAAAGAGUUCUUCGACCAAUAAGAAUUUGGUUACCCCAGUAUUAGCUAUUUUGGUAAAAUGCAUUUCCAGUAAUUCCACAAUGCGACGAUAUGUACGGAGUGUUAUACUUCCACCACUGCGCGAUGUCUACAAACGUCCCGAAGAGGGCAAUGAACUACGCAAUUAUUUGUGCCGCCUACAGGGAAGCCCUGACAUGGUCGUUCGAAAUCUCACCUAUGAACUUUUACUUGUUUGUUGUAAGAAGAGUCAAAGUCGGCUAAUUAAAUAUUUUGGCUACGGCAACAUGGCUGGGUUGUUUGCAAAUGCCGGCUUGAUGCCUGGUCGUAAAGCUGAGACAAAUGAAUUCUCAUCCGACAGUGAGGACAGUGAUACAGAGGAAUAUUCCGUUAUGAAACAUGCCGUCAAUCCUGUUGUUGGUUGUUAUGUACCACCAACACCGAAUCCUUUGGAUGGCAUGAGCGAGGAACAAAAAGAAUAUGAAGCCGAACGACUUGUUAAUUUAGUGGAUCAAUUAGAUCGGUGUGGUAUCAUAAAACCAUGUCGUAUAAAUGCCGAAGGAAAGCCGGAACCAGUUGAUCAUAUCUUGGAGUUGCAGGAACAGCUGCCCAAGCAGCAGGAAAUUCUCAAAAAUGAUGACGAUGAAUAA